AUGGCGGCUACUCCACUAAUCCCACACCUCCAGCCCUCAGCUUGCCUGUGGCCCUGGUCCAUGUCGUGCGCAUCCCUGGAGUGUCAGGCGGUGGCACAGGCCAGAUCUGCAGCCCGGCGUCCCGAUCCGGCGAGGACGGGGCGUAUCUGGGAUGCGCGGGUAGCGGCCUUCCCGCAUGGUGAGUGCGUCAGACUGAGGCCCGUGAAGACACAAAUUGCUCGAAUAGGCCAAUGCUCUUCCUUGGAUGUUGGAUGGAUCGUCCUAGCUGUAGAGGAUGUGGCGGCAGUGUCCAUCGUCGGUGGUCUGCUGGCAUCAAGCACUACGAGCAGCGGGAAACCUCGGUUGUAG
This is a messenger RNA of Miscanthus lutarioriparius, 348 nucleotides long. The record is from the annotation of a GenBank genome assembly. NCBI's taxonomy places the organism in Eukaryota, Viridiplantae, Streptophyta, Magnoliopsida, Poales, Poaceae.